Messenger RNA from Adelges cooleyi (spruce gall adelgid), 3167 nucleotides. Its product is annotated as kelch-like protein 2. Lineage: Eukaryota; Metazoa; Arthropoda; Insecta; Hemiptera; Adelgidae. Bases 64 to 2646 code for a protein of 860 amino acids. The record is from RefSeq and is a predicted model, not a curated record. The transcript has 17 exons. Gene Ontology annotation, molecular function: protein binding.
UUGUGUUUGAUUACACAUAAAAGGUACAUUUAUAAUCUAUACUGUAAUACAAGCAAAACCAUUAUGGAAGUUAUUGUGCAAGAACACUUCGAAAAAAUGUAUGAAUUCUAUGAGAACAAAGAAUUUUGUGAUAUAGUCUUGGUUACCGAUGAAGGCUUAAAAAUAGAAGCACACAGAAAUAUAUUGGCCUCUGCGAGUCAUGUAUUUUAUAGAAUGUUCAGUGAUUAUUUUAAAGAAAGAAACGAAAAAGAGAUUCAUAUAAAAGAAAUAGAUUCUGAAGUUUUAGAAUUAUUUGUCAAAUAUGCAUAUACUUGUAAAUUGGAUGUUAAAGAAAAAAAUUGCGAGAAACUGUUGAUGGCUGCUGAUAUGUAUCGUCUAAAAUAUAUAGAAGAGUUAUGUUUUGAUUAUAUUAAAGAAAAUAUAAACCCUACAAACUGUUUGAGUUUUAUGAAAACUUCAAAAGUAAUAUCAGACAAAAAGAUUUACAAUUUUUGUUGGUCAUAUGUUUUAACCCAUUUCACUACAAUUGUGAAUUCGGAUCAAGCAUUAGAAACACUUUAUGACUAUGAGUUGGAUGAUGUUGUCGAGUUUAUUGCACGUGAUGAUUUAGCAAUUGAUUCUGAGGAAAAGAUAUUUGAUUUUAUCAUUGGUUGGAUACGCUAUAACGAAGAUGAACGUAAUGAUUUGUUACCGAUUCUUAUGAAAUAUUUACGUUUGCCUUUAAUUUCAAAAAAAGGACUACAAAGGAUUUAUAACGAACCAUUAGUGGUAAAUAAUAAUGACGUUAAGACAAGCAUGUUACAUAACAUGAUUACUACUUACAACAGCUCAAAACCAUCACAUACUCUUGGAAGAUGUACUCAAACUGAUUCGUCAAAUACACAUAAAAGGUACAUUUAUAAUCUAUACUGUAAUACAAGCAAAACUAUUAUGGAAGUUAUUAUGCAAGAACACUUCGAAAAAAUGUAUGAAUUCUAUGAGAACAAAGAAUUUUGUGAUAUAAUCUUGGUUACCGAUGAAGGCUUAAAAAUAGAAGCACACAGAAAUAUAUUGGCCUCUGCGAGUCAUGUAUUUUAUAGAAUGUUCAGUGAUUAUUUGAGAGAAAGAAACGAAAAAGAGAUUCAUAUAAAAGAAAUAGAUUCUGAAAUUUUAGAAUUAUUUGUCAAAUAUGCAUAUACUUGUAAAUUGGAUAUUAAAGAAAAAAAUUGUGAGAAACUUUUGAUGGCUGCUGAUAUGUAUCGUCUAAAAUAUACAGAAGAGUUAUGUUUUGAUUAUAUUAAAGAAAAUAUAAAUCCUACAAACUGUUUGAGUUUUAUGAAAACUUCAAAAGUAAUACCAGACAAAAAGAUUUACAAUUUUUGUUGGUCAUAUGUUUUAACCCAUUUCACUACAAUUGUGAAUUCGGAUCAAGCAUUAGAAACACUUUAUGGCUAUGAGUUGUAUGAUGUUGUCGAGUUUAUUGCACGUGAUGAUUUAGCAAUUGAUUCCGAGGAAAAGAUAUUUGAUUUUAUCAUUGGUUGGAUACGCUAUAACGAAGAUGAACGUAAUGAUUUGUUACCGAUUCUUAUGAAAUAUUUACGUUUGCCUUUAAUUUCAAAAGAAGGACUACAAAGGAUUUAUAACGAACCAUUAGUGGUAAAUAAUAAUGACGUUAAGACAAGCAUGUUACAUAACAUGAUUACUUACAACAGCUCAAAACCAUCAUAUACUCUUGGAAGAUGUAGUCAAAUUGAUUCGUCAAAUAUUAUUUUUGGAAUUGCUGGUGAUCCUGACCUGUUUUGUUACUAUGUGUAUUAUAUGGAUAUAAGAAACUAUUAUCAAUUAAAAUGGAAACCAAGCAAACAAAAAUUUUUUUUUCCUCGCCGCUUUUUCUCAACGGUGGUAGUCUCCGAUAACGGGAUAAUACUUGCCAUUGGUGGUGAUAUUAAGGGUCGCGGUUAUGUCAACCUUGUUGACGAGCUUGAUCUUAAGUCAAAAUCAAAACAAUGGGUUUCUACAAGGACAUUGAAACAACCACGAACAAGUUUUGCUGUUUGUACAUACAAGCAGUACAUAUAUGUCGUUGGAGGCCAAGAUAUCUCAUCUAACCGCUUAUUGAAUUCUGUAGAAUACUAUAAUACAAACUCAAAAGUAUGGACCGAAAUUACUGAACCGAUGCCCACUGCUCGAAUCCAGUGCAGUGCUACAAUAUUUAAAAAUAAAUUAUAUGUUUUUGGUGGUUGUGAGAAUAUUAUAUAUCUUGACACUGUAGAGUGUUAUGAUUUUGAAAUGAAACAUUGGGAAAAACUCGAUCCUAUGCCGAUAUGUAAUUUUGACAUGGGUGUGUCAAGAAGAGACAACGUCGUUUAUCUCAUUGGUGGUGGUGCUGCACCUCAACGAAUUUUUAAAUUCGAUUUACAAAAUUUCAAAUGGGAUGAAAUGCCUAAAAUGAACAUGAAUUAUAGUGGAUAUUGCUCAAUUGUUGUUUUCAUGAAAAACGACUUAUUCGUGUUUGGGAAUAUUAAUGGAGAACUUCAUUGUGAAAAAUAUGACAGAGGAAAAAUGCAAUGGCAAUUGGUUGACAGGAUCGGUGGUUCAUGGUUAAUAUUAGGUUAUAUAUUUCCAUUCAAUAAUAUUACUCUUAAAUCCUAUGGUAUUCAAUUAUAAUACUAUUUUUUUUAAUAAUAACAUAUUGUGAAUUCAAUUUAGUCUUAAAAUGAUUUACACAUUUUUUUGUUGAUGAUAUAUUUGUAUUUGGUUAUACUUUGGUAGAAAUUCAUUGUAAAUAUAUUACACAAAGAAAACAUGGCAUCUGGUUGCCAGGGCAGAAGAGACAUCAAACGUUUUUGUUACUAUUUUGCUUUUAAUGUUGUUACUCUGAAAUCAUAUUAUAUUGUGUUCACUUAUAAUUUUACUAUUUAUUAAUUAAAUGCUGUGAGUAAAAAUUAGUUUUAAAAUUAUUUAUUUUUUUGGCCUUUAAUUUCAAUUGCAAACUAAAUUUUAUUUGUGUAACGUUAGUGGUUGCAAAUAUGUUGGAACAGGUGGAGGGAAAUCCCUUGGUUAGCUUCUGCUGUGUAGUACCUCUAAUUAUUCAGUUUUAAUUAUAAAUUAACUAGAAGAUACAAAAGAAAGUUAUAUUUUUCAUCAUUUUAUAGUAAAUAACAUUUGUGCAAAUAUCACUUACCUAC